AUGAUGCAAGUUCCUUUGGGAAUGCAGCUCAUGCAGAUACCAACUCAAGGUGGCGGCACUGUGACUGUCCCUUACUCUAUGAAUGCUAACGGUGAAAUUGCGUUCAGUGGAAUGCAACUCAGCCAACAAGGCUUCAGUGGUGCUCAAGUGCGCCAAGGAUUCGAUGCAACUCAAGCUCGAACUCCGCAGGUUGUGAAGACUGGCUAUUAUGAUGCGUCAAAUGUCUUUCACAAUGCUAUCAAGGGAAAGGAUGAGAAUGGCAAUGAUGUCUACCUUAUUCCAUGUCCUACUGGAACGACUAACGUCGAACUUCAAGCGGACUGGAAAAAUGCUAGUAAAAGUGAAGACUUGCCAGAUCUUGCUACUGAAGCAGAUUGA
Molecule: messenger RNA, 378 nt
Organism: Cylindrotheca closterium
Lineage: Eukaryota; Bacillariophyta; Bacillariophyceae; Bacillariales; Bacillariaceae
Source: the annotation of a GenBank genome assembly